Molecule: messenger RNA, 3669 nt
Organism: Anopheles merus
Lineage: Eukaryota; Metazoa; Arthropoda; Insecta; Diptera; Culicidae
Gene: Fpps
Product: farnesyl pyrophosphate synthase
Exons: 5
Coding region: 946-2274 (442 amino acids)
Biological process (GO): trans, trans-farnesyl diphosphate biosynthetic process
Cellular component (GO): cytoplasm
Molecular function (GO): dimethylallyltranstransferase activity; (2E,6E)-farnesyl diphosphate synthase activity
Source: RefSeq, a predicted model, not a curated record
CAGUAGGGCGAUAGAAAAGCAGAUGCCUCGUGGAAGCAGCUCGCAUUUGUUUUCAAGCGGCUGAACGUAUCGGACGUUGUUUUGUGAAUCCUGGCAAACUGAACCACCGUACCACCAUCCCCCCUCUAAGCAUCUGUUAAUAAUCAUCACUUCAUGUGAGAAAUCAAUGCGUGCAGAGUCGAUGGGGUGCGAGUGAGAAGCGAAAAACUGCGAAGAAAAUAGUAAGACAGCGAGCGAGCAGUGUGCGUGCGUGUGUGUGUCUGGUGUUUUGUGUCGAGUGAAAAGUGCAUUUCUUCUCGUGCGCCUGCCGUGGCGGAAGAGCACAUCGCAGUAGACCUUUCCUUUUUGCUCAGUGUCUGCAGUGUUGGCCCCAAGCUGACGUCAGCGUGGUAAGGUGCGGUAACCUCCUCCCCCGAGAGAGAAAGACUACAAGACGCAUCUUUAUCCCCCAAAACACUUCUGCCCUUCCGUGUGUGUGUGUUGUGUAAGUGUUGUCUCCAGCUGCAAGAAAGUGACCCCAAAAUCCACAGUGACGGAUAAAAAAAAACAUUCCACAACCGGUUUUUGCUUUAUGCUCCACCACCAUCAUCAUCAUCGCCACCACCCCACCGGGGAAUGUCGGAAAGUGAAUAAACAGACACAGCGUGGAGAAAUUAACAUUUCGCGCUCUUCGCAAACGACGAUAACAAAAACGAAAUAGCGAAACGCACAUUAACACCGAUUGUCGAUCGGUGGACGUGGAAAAGUAACAAAAUUCGUAGCUACUACCGUUUGGGGGUACGGUUGUCAUCAUCAUCAUCAUCACCAUCGCAACCUCCUUCUCCGCCAAUGAGCAGGCUACAGUGAGGGACAGAAAAACAAAGCAACACGGACUGCUGCUGAGUAUUGUGUGCCGGCUUUUCUCGACACAGCCACAACAAAUCGCAACCGUCACAGGCCGCCAGUAUGUCGCUGUUCAAUUUGGCACGGUUUGGCGUUGGUGUGGCGCUGGAGGCGGCCAUCACACGUACGGCCGCUCCGAUGACCGUUACCUCCGGUGUGGUGCAGGUGCGCCGCUCCAUCUCCAAGAGCAGCGAGGUGAACAAUUCCGACUUCAUGACGAUCCGGACGGAAAAUCAGAACCAUCCGCACCACCAGAAGGGCAGCAGCCGCAACUGCGACAGCAAGCAACAGAUAAGACUGAAGAAGGUGUCGAGGACACUGUCGACGCUUAACUCCUCCGUACCGGAGGCAGCCACACAGACAGCCGUACCGAAGAGCGAGAGUCGCGAGUUUAUGGCCGUCUUUCCGGACGUGGUGCGCGAUCUGACCGCUUACGCCAGCAAGUACGACAAGAACGUGGCGACCAAAUGGUUCGUGAAGGCACUGCAGUACAACGUGCCCCAGGGCAAGAAGAACCGCGGGCUUGCCUGUGUGCUGGCGUACCGGAUGUUGGCCCGGUCGGAGGAUUUGACGCCGGAGAACAUCCGCCGGGCCCAGUAUCUGGGCUGGGCGAUUGAGAUGCUUCACUCGAUGUUCCUGAUCAUGGACGACGUUAUGGAUGGAAGCGUGACACGCCGCGGCCAACCGUGCUGGCACACGCUGGACGAUGUGAAGCUGUCGGGCGUCAACGAUGCCAUCAUGAUCGAGGCAGCCAUUGCGCACCUGGUCAAGAUACAGUACGGCAACGAGCCGUACUAUCCGCGGCUGCUGGAGCUGUUUAACGAGAUGAAGUUCAUCACGACCAUCGGCCAAUCGCUGGAUCUGCGCUCGGCCAAGCUCGAUGUGACCGACUACUCGAUGGAUCUGUACAAAUCGAUCGUGUUCCACAAAACGGCCUACUACACGUUCUACCUCCCGGUUGCCAUGGCCAUGCACCUUACUGGCUAUACCGAUCCGGAGAUGUUCCGGCAGGCGAAAACGAUUCUGCUCGAGAUUGGCCAGUUCUACCAGACGCAGGACGAUUUCUUCGACUGCUUCGGCGACCCGGCCGUCAUCGGCAAGGUCGGUACGGACAUUGCCGAGGGCAAGUGCAGCUGGCUGGCGGUGGUCGCGAUGCAGCGCGCCACCGAGGAGCAGAAGGAAGUGAUGAAGGCGUGCUACGGAUCGACGGAUCCGGAAAACAUUGCGCGCGUGAAGAAGCUGUACGAGCAGCUCGGCCUGCCGACCACCUACAGCAUCUACGAGGAGGAAUCGUACAACAUGAUCAAGACGCACAUUCAGCAGAUAUCGCGCGGCCUUCCGCACGAACUGUUCUUCAAGAUAAUGGAGAAGAUUUAUCGACGCGAAGCGUAAACUGAUUCCGGUUUUGCUGCCUGGUGUUGUUUACUCGCAAUAAUUAUCCCUGUCGUUCACAUUCGAAUCUUGCUCUGUCGUCACUCUGAGCGGAGGGAAGGUUUUUUCUAGUGAGAGUGUCAGAGUGUCACAUCCCCGUAUACACAUUGGAGCAAAUAUAAGCAAACCACGUGUUCGUAGUGAAGGAUUUUUAGAAAAUCUUUCAAAAAAAAAAAAAAAACGAAACAAAAAAAGGAAGUAAGGGAUUUAGACAUAAGAGUAGAAUGAAAUCCGUUUCAUGAAAAAAAAGAGAAAGAGAGAGGAGCAAAUCACAUUGUAAAAGGUUUAUUGGAUAAUGUGAAAAUCCACCUGUUUAGGGUAAAGAUUGUGGUUAUAACAAAACAGUAGGAUUUUAUUAAGCAUGAGAGAAGAAUUGUUACACAAAAGAUGUACACACACACACACACAUUACAUUACAUUACAUUGCUUUCCCACACCCCACUCCUCUAUGUAAACCUCCUUUUUUCCUGUUUGUCAACACUUACUUCCUCCGCUGGGAUGGAACUUGGCAAGCUGCAACUGUAACCAACUACUACCAUUCGCAAGCAAUUUCGAGCGAGAUGGGUGUAUACUUAAUACAGACAGACCGUGAGUUGGGAUCACACGGCGAUGAGCAUUCAUCCAUUCCUUUACGGGUGUACCCGUAAGCAGAAGGUACAUACAUCCCAUACAUCCCACUACCUAGUACUAUUACCACUCGCCACCCCCAUUCCGCAUCAACAUGAUUCCGAUGUUCUGUGCGCAAGAGAUAGAGCAGCAGGAACUCAUAACGAUUCGAGGUAACGAACGCAUUGCUUGAGCAUUGCAAACGAAACAAAAACCCACACAUUGCACACAGAAACAGUCCGUUGUGUGAAGAAAUUGGAGCUGUAUGGAGAGAAAUGCCGUACUAAUAAUAAUAAUCAACUGUAGCGUUUUAAGCGGCACAUUUAAACCACAGAGAUUGAAAGAGUGUGGUGGGUAUACGGAGGGUCAGUGUGUCUUCCUGAAGCAAAACAAAAGGGGGAAGCAAAUGGAACAAUUGUACACGCCGAUUGCAGAUUGGUAAAGAGUUAGAAGUGCAGCAGCAAUGUUAGAAAAGGGGAGAAAAAGCUACACAGACGACAGUCAGAGGAAAGCGAUGGCUUCCCCAUACAGCUAUUGAAUAUAUGGGACGCAUGAUAAUAAUGGAUUGAAAAGGGCCAGUAGGCUCAAAGUCUCUAUAAAAAUCAAUAAAAAAGAUAAGAAGAAAAAAUGAAAUGAAAUUGAAAAUGAUGAAACGAGCGUGUGGUAAAGGAUCAGUGAAAUAUGAAGCAUUAUGUUUUCUUAUUAUAAAUUAAUGAUUAAUAAAAGCAGGAAACUUUGUAAAAAUGUUAA